Molecule: messenger RNA, 156 nt
Organism: Cokeromyces recurvatus
Lineage: Eukaryota; Fungi; Mucoromycota; Mucoromycetes; Mucorales; Mucoraceae
Exons: 1
Source: RefSeq, a predicted model, not a curated record
GUGAACGGUAUAGGAUUCCAAAGAAUGAUAAAGAAGCACAAUUAUUUUGUAUACUUGAUAGGUGAAUUUAGAACAAGCAAGUGUUGUCCAAAAUACCACAAUAUGAAUUUAGAAAUAUUCAAACGACUUGAUAGCCGCCCUCAAACCUAUCAUUGA